Dendrobium catenatum is the source of this 1517-nucleotide messenger RNA. RefSeq lists its product as uncharacterized. Gene Ontology annotation, cellular component: chloroplast. The record is from RefSeq and is a predicted model, not a curated record. Bases 1 to 1065 code for a protein of 354 amino acids. The transcript is spliced from 5 exons. NCBI's taxonomy places the organism in Eukaryota, Viridiplantae, Streptophyta, Magnoliopsida, Asparagales, Orchidaceae.
AUGAGCUUGGUACUGAACAAUACCGAGUUCAAUACUUCACAUUACAAAGCAGUAUUGAGCUCGCAAUACCGAGCUCGAAAUUGUUCGGCCGGUGGAGCUGCCCUAGUGAUUCUGCGAGAAAUCUUCAUGCCGUCGCAAUCCAUGGCCUCCACCAGCUCUCUCUCCCAAACUUUCGCCUUACAUGGAAGAAGAAGGAACGUCUCAUUAUUCGCAUUCACCUCACGAAGAAGUACCACUCCCUCCUCCCUACCUACAUUCCUCUACCGACGAAUCCGAACACCCUCAAAAGUUGCUUUCACAUCUGAACCAGUCCCCUACGGUCUUCUCAACAAGUUUAAGAUCCGUUGUGCUGAAAUUAUCCCGCAAGAAAGAUCAGUAGGAGUACCAGGCGCUCUUUCUAUUACUCAAAGGAUUCUCCCAUUUGUCUUACUCUCCGUUUUUCUAUCCUUCACCUGCGGCACUUCUCUAGCUGCGGUUGACGACUCGAUUAGAACUUCUGGGUUUGGGUUGACGGUAGCCACGGCUUUGAGAAAAUCUGGUUGGAUCGAUGAAGCCAUUGUAUUCUUUCUUGCUACUCUCCCAGUGAUUGAACUUCGCGGGGCCAUCCCUGUGGGUUAUUGGAUGCGGCUAGAUCCGCUGAAACUCACCGUAGUCUCUGUCCUAGGGAACAUGGUGCCGGUGCCCUUUAUAGUGCUCUAUUUGAAGCAGUUUGCCGCUUUUCUUUCAAAGAAGAGUUCUUCGGCUUCCAGGGUUGUGGAGCUUCUGUUUGAGAGAGCAAGAGAAAAGGCUGGGCCAGUGGUGGAGUUUCAGUGGCUAGGUUUGAUGCUUUUUGUUGCCGUGCCAUUUCCGGGUACUGGAGCGUGGACUGGGGCCAUCAUUGCCGCUAUUCUUGAUAUGCCAUUUUGGUCUGCAGUUUCUGCAAAUUUCUUUGGCGUGGUUUUCGCUGGACUUCUGGUAAAUUUACUUGUGAAUCUUGGUCUCAAGUAUGCUGUCAUGGUGGGCAUACUUCUCUUCUUUAUUUCCACAGUCAUGUGGAACGUUUUGCGGAGUUUCAGGAGUACUUAGACUAGCAGAUGGCAACAUAGGCUUCGUUUGGGACAGCUUUUUUCCUGCUUCUAAACAGCUUUAUAGUAAAAAAUUAAAAUUUUUGAACUAAAAAACAAUAAGAAAUACGUCCCAAACGAAGCCAUAGACUGCAAAUUGAUGAAGAGUUGAGGGACAAUUAACAGAGACAUAUAAGGAACUCGCAUCAAAUUCAUUGCAACUUCUCCUUAUAACGGACGAGUCAGAAAUAACCCUUUGCCUAUUGACAAGGUAUGGACUAUCUAUUGGCAAGUAAUCUACAAAACAAGCAUUUAACCAGCUUAAGGACAGCUAAUUAGCAGCAGCUAUUUCUUUCUAUACUAAAUUGCUCACUUGGAUGCUUUUGAUAAACAACUAAUUUUUAUUCAAAUUGCAGUUUUGAGACUAUACUUUCCCUUUUUAAUUGAAUAAUGUCACAUCAAUGUAUUAAGCUG